This is a messenger RNA of Paraglomus brasilianum, 288 nucleotides long. NCBI's taxonomy places the organism in Eukaryota, Fungi, Glomeromycota, Glomeromycetes, Paraglomerales, Paraglomeraceae. The record is from the annotation of a GenBank genome assembly.
CUUCUUUGUGCACCAACAGAGCACACAUUCUAUGUGUACAGCCUGUCAAUGCCGUUCGCAGGAAUAUACUUUUUCAAACACGAAGCAACGUUCAAUUAUCCAACGGUGACGUUCCUUUUCCCAAAAGCCAUGCCAAAAUUUAUAUCAAAUUUGUGGAACAUGCGGGAGAUGAUUUCUGCAAGCGUGGAAAGCAUAAAUUCGUAUGUGAUGAGUCAUUCAUCAUCAGAAAAUGACUACGGGAGUGAAUUGGAUGAGGUGACAAUAUCACCUGUUAAGAGAAAGAAAUAA